AUCAUUAUGCAACGUACCAUAGAGAGUGAAGGUACUCAUUACGCACAUUUCAGCUGCUAGUCAAUGAAUAGCGUACCGAUAGUACCGAAGACUUGCCACCCGUUUUCAUGAUGGUUUCCAAAGCAGCGCUACUGGAUUUUCGUAUGUUAAACCAGUAUUUUGUCCAUCAAGAUCAUCAACCGCGAUAACUCAUAUGGUGUAAACAGUUAUUUUGGUGUGAUUUUUUAGUUUAGAAGUUUGUGAUAUUAGUUUUAAGUGAAUCACAGAGAUGUAUUAUCUGAUCAUAACAGGAGUACUUUGGCAGAUAUGUUUUGUUUCUACACUUAUUCCUCCAUCUUACAUUAAUGUGCAAAUUGACAAUGCUUUUUCCAAAUCCAUUACGAACCAAACAUUUGAUUUCAUCGUGAUUGGUUCUGGACCUACAGGAUCAGUAAUCGCCAAUAGAUUAUCAGAGGUACCAGAAUGGAACGUACUAUUAAUCGAAGCGGGUACCAUACCAAGUGCAAUAUCCGACAUUCCUGCCAUUUGUGGACACUUUCAAUUCACUGGAUACGACUGGGGUUACAGAACCGAGAGGCAGAAUGGAUUUUGUAAAGGUUGCAUAAGAAAUUCUUUAAAAUAUGGCCAUGGAAAGGUGCUUGGAGGAACAUCUAUAAUAAACUUCAUGAUUCACGUCCGAGGAAACCGUCGUGAUUACGAUCGGUGGGCCAAAAUGGGUAAUCCCGGUUGGUCGUACCAAGAAGUCCUGCCAUAUUUUCUUAAGUCUGAAGAUGCGCACAUUGAGAGGGCUGAUGCUGGCUAUCAUAAGAAAGGUGGAUAUUUAACAAUAAGUGAUGUCCCUUUUAGGACUAAAAUGAUAGAUGCUUUGGUUCAAAGUGCGCAAGAAUGCGGACAUCCGUAUGUUGAUUAUAACGGCAAAGAACAACUGGGGGUUUCAUACGUACAAACACAUACAAGGAAUGGAAGACGAUGUAGUGCCGAGAAGGCAUUCCUACGACCAGUUGCGCACAGAUCAAAUUUGAAAAUACUGACAAAUAGCAAAGUAGUAAAAAUUCUUAUUGAUCCUACUACAAAGAGCGCUUACGGUGUGCAAUAUGCCAGAAAGAAGAAAUAUUACAACGCCUUUGCUAGUAAAGAAGUUAUUGUCAGUGCCGGUGGACUGAAUUCGCCCCAACUUUUGAUGCUCUCUGGUAUAGGACCAAAGGAACAUUUACAAGAAUUUGAUAUACCUGUUAUUGCAAAUUUACCAGUUGGAAAGAAGAUGUACGAUCAUCCCAGUUUUAUGGGUAUGGGUUUUGAAAUAGACGAAGAGAUUGUUUUGAGGCAAGAUGAAGUCUUAACCAACGUUACGGAAAUUCUCACAUUUCUUAAACUGGGAAAUGGAACUAUGACUAGUAUAGGUGGCGUAGAAGGUUUAAUAUAUAUGAAAAGUAAAAUAUCCACAGAUCCAGAUCCAUUAUAUCCAGACAUGGAAUUGAUUCUGCUUGGUGGUAAUUUAGCAAGUGACAAUGGUCACUUAUUGAGACGAAUGUUUAAUAUACCACGUGAUAUAUACGAAAAAGUUUGGAAGAUUUAUGAAAGCAAGCCGAUGUACCAAAUAAUGCCGAUGUUAGUUCAUCCAAAAUCUGUAGGAUACGUAAAGUUAGCUUCUAAGAAUCCAUUCCACUUUCCCAAAUUUUAUGCUAACUUUUUCUCAGAUCCCGAAAAUAAAGAUAUCAAAACUUUUAUAGCGGCUCUAAGAGAAGUUCAACGGAUGAGCCAGAGUCCAACCAUGAAAAAAUUAGGAACGAGGUUAAUUCAAACGCCCAUACCAGGUUGUGAGACAAUGCCAUUCGACAGCGACGAAUACUGGGAGUGCGCUCUUCGAUCUCUAACAAGUAGUCUUUGGCACCAAGUAGCUACAUGUAAGAUGGGUCCAAAAUCUGAUCCAGAAGCAGUGGUAGAUAACACAGGAAAGGUGCAUGGUUUAAAGCAUCUGCGAGUUGCUGAUACAAGUAUUAUACCGAUGCCAUUGACUGCGCAUACUGCAGGACCAUCGUAUAUGGUCGGAGAAAGGAUAUCUGAUUUUAUUAAAGAGGAAUGGAGAACUAAUAAGUAUUUUAAAUGAUAUUAAUGAUAAUUUUUAUCGACUGAGUAUGAUGUAAUUAGUUUUGCCAUUUAAGAAAGAAAGUAAUUUUAAAUAUAGGUAGUAAAAAAUAUAAAGGCUCGUCGACCUUUGAUACGCAAUGUUUAGCUCCAAUGGAGUUAAAGCAAAUAUUUUAUUAGUCAAUUUUUGUAACGGAUUUAUUGACGCCAAUAAAAGUGUUUAAUUUAUUUUAAACGA
Messenger RNA from Diabrotica virgifera virgifera (western corn rootworm), 2323 nucleotides. Its product is annotated as glucose dehydrogenase [FAD, quinone]-like. The transcript is spliced from 9 exons. Lineage: Eukaryota; Metazoa; Arthropoda; Insecta; Coleoptera; Chrysomelidae. The coding region runs from base 269 to 2107 and encodes 612 amino acids. Gene Ontology annotation, molecular function: oxidoreductase activity, acting on CH-OH group of donors; flavin adenine dinucleotide binding. The record is from RefSeq and is a predicted model, not a curated record.